Molecule: messenger RNA, 1338 nt
Organism: Aspergillus calidoustus
Lineage: Eukaryota; Fungi; Ascomycota; Eurotiomycetes; Eurotiales; Aspergillaceae
Source: the annotation of a GenBank genome assembly
AUGCCUAAUCUAAGUCUUGGUCCGCUCUCUGACCUCACCCAUACACGCUAUGUGAUCCAUCUUUCGGACGGGAAGCGCCUGGUGCUUUUCCGACUGCCCUCCAUUGAAACCCCGCAGGGCCGCAAGACGAAAAACGACAGCAGCGACGGAUGGUCGUACUACGCGAUGGAAGCCGAGUGUCCGCAUGCGGGCGGCCCGAUGGAGGAUGCGCAGGUUGACAUUGAGGAUUCGGCUUAUAUUGUCUCGUGUCCGUGGCACGCGUACGAUUUCAAUGUAGAAACGGGCGAGUCGAGCGUUGGCAUCAAGGCUUGCACGUUCCCGGUUGAUGUGCAGGGCGAGAUUGUAACUUUGACAUAUGGCGACAAUGUCUCUGUUGUCAAACUGGAGCCCGUGAGUGAGGAGAUCAAGUUGAAAUCGCCUUGCUCGGAUACUUUGCCCUCGGCAGAAACGGUACCAACGAGCCAGCCUGCGACCGCUCAGUAUCUGGAUGAAAAUGCGACGCUCUGCGACUGGUGUGCUCAUAUCUUGAAUACUUCAAACGCUGAGCACAAGAUCGAACUUACUGCCCACUUGUUUGCCACAUUUACCUCAAGAGAAGGCUCAUCUUCGCCGAUGACUAUUAUCUCGCCAGACACUGUGGCGCUUCCUGAAAUGCCCCCUCGCGAGAAGCUGGUCGAAGUGCAGCCCGGCAAGAUGCAAAAGCCCGGACGAGGAGGAACUUUAAAAAGCAGAAUCGCCAUGCUCCACGCCUUGGCCAAUAUCGAGCUUUGGGCGAUUGACCUGGCGAUUGACAUCUGUGUCAGGUUCGCCGAGUUCCAAACGAACCCGACAUCAACAGAGUCUGAAAAGCCGCUACCACGAACUUUCUUCCAUGACUGGCUCAAGGUCGCAAACGACGAGGCUAAACACUUUUCUCUGCUCCGCACUCGCCUGGAAGAAAUGGGCUCUUACUUUGGUGCACUUCCUGUUCAUCAUGGUCUAUGGGAGUCGGCUGAGCGGACUGCACAUGAUCUUCGAGCUCGAAUCAGCAUCAUCGCUCUUGUUCAUGAGGCUCGCGGGUUAGACGUCAAUCCGAUGACCAUCGCCAAAUUCCGCGCUGCCAAAGACGACGAGAGUGUCCAGGCCCUCGAGGUGAUUCACAAUGAUGAGAUCACCCAUGUCACCACCGGCCAUCGAUGGCUUUCGUGGAUAUGUCAGCAAGAGCAGACUGACACAGUGGAAGUAUUCCGGUCAAACGUCCGCAAGUACUUUAUCGGUGCACUUAAGGAGCCUUUUAACCGAGACGCCCGCGCGAUGGCAGGCAUGGAUGCACGAUACUACGAGAACCUGGCCUACUGA